ACUUAUUCUGUCUCAUUAAGUCAAAUAUUGUUGUAUUUUAACAGACAUUUUGGUGGAAAAUGAUCCUCAGACUUUCAAAGUCCGAAAGAAUUCCAGGACUUGCUUACAAUCUAGAUGAUUUUAGGUAAACGCACAGACAGAUAGACACCUAAACCCCUCACCCCAGUCUUCCGUCCCACCCUUUAGACCCCCAUAACCCCUUCGAUCCAUUCCACACUCACUCUUUGGCAGCUUAUGCAACUCAUUUCUUAGAAAAAGUGUCCGUGGGAUCAGAUAGCCCGAGUCCAAAAUAUCGUACCCCCGUUUUCAUGAGCCCAGAACUAGUUGGCUGGCCUCAGAUUUAUUGUACCUUGUCGUUUUGGAGGAAGAUCGUAUGCAUGUGGUCAGUAGCGAGGAGCCUGCGACCCAACCUCCCUCUCAUGUUACGCCCUAUAUAUAACAUCCAUUCCUCCAGCACCUCCGUUCAACCCCCCCCUCCCUCGUUCCCUCGCUCCAACACCACUUCUCCAGAAGCGCUGUAUCCACUCGGGCCCAGACGGCUCUGUCUUUCCCUCUCCCUUUCUUUCUUUCUCUCUCACUCCCAUCUGUCACCCGAGCUUCCUCUCGCAGGCUGUGUGUGUUUACCCUCUUUUUCGGCCUGGCAACGGGGCUGCAUGCUCAGGAUUACCGGAGGCCCUGCCUUUCAUCGCUGCCCGCUCCCUCUUCCUUUCGCCGUUGACUCCUGGACUACGGUGGCCACGGGUGCGAGGCUGUGUGUUUUUGGGGCUUUUUGGAGUUAAGUGGAAGUGUCGACACUAAGAGAACAUGGAUCACUCUCUGUUCGGAUGCCUUCGGAGCCCGCACGCCCCGUCCCAAGCCCUGCACCCGGCGUUCGCCCAGUCCUCCCUGGCCCUGCACGGUCGCUCUGACCACGUCUCCUACCCCGACCUUCCAGGACCCUCGCCGCCCUGCAGCUACGCGGGGGAGGAGGGCAGCUUCGGAGGACCUCAUCACAGAGUUCACCACACUCCGCAGCAUCCACACCACUCGCAGCAUCAGUCCUGGCACGUGCCGCAGAUGCCGUCGAUCGACGGCGAGCGCCACAACCUCUGCCUGCCGCACCCUGACUCUGCCGCUCCAGAACUGUGUGGUGCAGGAGGAGCGAGUUCACAGGGCCUGUGCGCGGGUAACCCAACGCUCGCUGGUAGUGACCCCUCCGGGGUGUCGUGUGUGCCUGGAGAAUACGGGAGACAGAACAUGUCACCUGUUGAGCCGGAGCGACGGAAUAGCAAAGGAAAGAGUGACAGUUCAGAUUCCCAGGAUGGGAGCUAUAAGUCAGACGUGAGCAGUAAACCUAGGAAGGAGCGCACAGCGUUCACCAAGGAGCAGAUUCGAGAACUGGAAUCAGAAUUCGCUCACCACAACUAUCUGACACGGCUUAGACGUUACGAAAUCGCUGUCAACCUUGACCUCACAGAGAGACAAGUAAAGGUGUGGUUCCAGAACAGAAGGAUGAAAUGGAAGCGGGUGAAGGGAGGUCAGCAAGGAGCCGCUGCGCGUGAGAAAGAACUGGUGAACGUAAAGAAAGGAACUCUCUUGCCCUCUGAGUUUUCCCCAAUGGUCGGACUACACCACCCCAUCGGUUCUCCUAGCAAUGAGGACGACAGUCACGACAGUGACCAGAGCUCCGAGCACGCACAUUUAUGAUGCCCGGACCACACCCAGUCACAACCUGGCAAUUUCCUCAGGAAUCAACUAUGUUGGUACUCCGAAGGCUGUUAACAACUAGUACUGGGCCACGCUUUGUUAUUUCAUUCUGAGCGGUUAGGGUUUGUUCUUGGUCUGUGAAACAGAUGCUCACAGGGUUGCAAACCAGAGCUCAGCCCCCAAUGGCACCAAACUUUGAAGAUUAGUCUAAAUAAACGUUAAGGGGUUUAAAGGUGGCCACACUUUUCAAGAGACUAUGCGUUCAUCCACGUUUGACUCUUAAGAUUGACAUUGUAAAUAAAUGUAUAAGUUUGAAUGUUGCAAACAUUCCACACGAGUGCCUUGGAGAGGAUUUUUGCACUGUUUUAAGUUUUGGCCUAACUGAUUGCUACUGUAUUUUCGCAGAUUUUGAUAAAAAUAUCAUUGAUUACAAAAUAGAUCUACAUAAUCUGUGACAGCACAGAAUAAGUAUUAUUUUAGCCCAUUUGUAAAGAAACAAAAGAAGCCAUUAAUUACAAGUUGCAGACUAUUUGUUGAUUAAUUAAUGAAUUAGAAUGAAACACACAGAGUAGUUUUUAGACUGACAAAUGUCCAUGUUUUUUUUUUUCUCACAAUAUGGGUACUUUUGGGUAAACAAAUGGAUUGAAAAUGACAUAGACCUAUGCAGCAAACUGAUAAACAUUUAAUUUAGAAGGAUAAUUAAAGGAUCGUUCACUUGCACUUCCUAAGGCUUGUGUACUUCAGGACUGCAAAUAAUUUUCCGUGAUCACUGAAGGAGUCAUUACAAAAAAUACACUACAGUUCAAAGCUUUGGGACUGGUAAGAUUUUUUCUAAUGUUUUUGAAAGACGUCUCUUAAGGCCCGUU
This is a messenger RNA of Megalobrama amblycephala (Wuchang bream), 2552 nucleotides long. RefSeq names its product mesenchyme homeobox 2b (gene meox2b). Gene Ontology annotation, molecular function: DNA-binding transcription factor activity, RNA polymerase II-specific; RNA polymerase II cis-regulatory region sequence-specific DNA binding. Gene Ontology annotation, cellular component: nucleus. Bases 805 to 1686 code for a protein of 293 amino acids. NCBI's taxonomy places the organism in Eukaryota, Metazoa, Chordata, Actinopteri, Cypriniformes, Xenocyprididae. Gene Ontology annotation, biological process: positive regulation of transcription by RNA polymerase II. The record is from RefSeq and is a predicted model, not a curated record. The transcript has 3 exons.